UAGCAUGGAUUGGAAAUUAUUAGAAAAAGUAGUGGGGAAGUGAAAAUCGUUGGAGACUUAUUUUUUAUAAAAUUAUUACAAAUCAUAUUAGAAUGGACAAGAAAAAGUUUGAACAAAUCCCCGGCACCGUACCAAGUACACAAAAUGGACAUCUGCUUAUUUCCUCUGGAAUAAGUUCGUUGGAUUCUCUUUUAGGAGGAGGUUUGCCGGUUGGAACCGUUGCUCUAAUAGAAGAGGAUUUUCACGGGUUGUAUUCAAAAGUGAUAUUAAAGUAUUUUCUAGUAGAAGGGAUAACAUCAAUUCAUUCCGUCUUUGUAGCUAGUCAAGAUGUAAAUCCUGCGAAUAUAAUCAGAGAGUUACCUGCUGUGAUUGAUAGUGAUCCAGAAUCGGAGAAUCCUAAACAUGGGUCCGAUGCAAAUGAUAAAAUGAAAAUAGCAUUCAGAUAUCAAAAUUUGUCAUCACUUACUUAUGAAUCGAAUACUAAACAUAUCUGUCACCAUUAUGACUUAUCAAAAUACAUGUCAUUUAGUGAUAUUGAAAAUUGUGAUGUGUAUUAUUGGUCUGGCCAAAGAAUUAAAAAUGGUACAAACAAUUUUUCAAAUCCGGCUUACAAUGACCUGCUCAAAUCUAUAAAGGAUAAAAUCAAAGAGGGCAAGUUCUUCUUAAAGGACAAUCCUGAGAAAAGGACAAUAUUACGCAUAGGAAUACAUUCCUUAGGAUCUCCGAUGUGGCUACCACACCGGAAAACAAUUCAUUCAAUGGACAGUAGUCGAGACUUAGACAUGUUUAUAUUUUGUUUAAGGGCUCUCGUUAGGUCCGCAUAUGCUGUUGCUUUAGUUACCAUUCCCUCUUAUUUAUAUCAUGAAAUGUCGUUGGAGAGGUGUAUCCAUUCAAGUGAUAUUGCGAUGGAGCUUCAGUCAUUCAGUGGAACUUAUUUGGAGAACAAUCAAAGUCUCUCGAAUUAUCAUGGUUUUUUUAAGUUAAACAAGUUAGCUCCAAUUAAUUCUCUGGCGUCAAGACAUCCAGGGGCCGCAGAAUAUGUAUUCAAACUGAGGCGGAAGAAAUUUAGCAUCGAGUUGUUGCACUUACCUCCUGACAUUCAGGAUGGUCACGAUAAUAAGAGGGCUCUUUCUGAUUUCGGAUGUGGACCUACUGGCAAAAACUCAUUGGACUUUUAGUGAUAUUAGUUAAUUAUUUCGAAUUAUUUAUUGAAAAAAGAUAAUUAUAUUAUUUCAAACACAAUAUGACAAAUAAAUUCUUUUAUCGAUGUGAUUAGUCAGUGUCUGUUGUUCUUUUUAUAUGUA
Cylas formicarius (sweet potato weevil) is the source of this 1304-nucleotide messenger RNA. It is a transcript of the gene Elp4, whose product is annotated as elongator complex protein 4. Gene Ontology annotation, biological process: tRNA wobble uridine modification. Lineage: Eukaryota; Metazoa; Arthropoda; Insecta; Coleoptera; Brentidae. Gene Ontology annotation, cellular component: transcription elongation factor complex; cytoplasm; elongator holoenzyme complex. The coding region runs from base 93 to 1178 and encodes 361 amino acids. The transcript is spliced from 7 exons. The record is from RefSeq and is a predicted model, not a curated record.